Sinocyclocheilus rhinocerous is the source of this 1429-nucleotide messenger RNA. Its product is annotated as D-beta-hydroxybutyrate dehydrogenase, mitochondrial-like. Gene Ontology annotation, biological process: steroid metabolic process. Gene Ontology annotation, molecular function: oxidoreductase activity. The coding region runs from base 28 to 1107 and encodes 359 amino acids. The record is from RefSeq and is a predicted model, not a curated record. NCBI's taxonomy places the organism in Eukaryota, Metazoa, Chordata, Actinopteri, Cypriniformes, Cyprinidae. The transcript is spliced from 5 exons. Gene Ontology annotation, cellular component: intracellular membrane-bounded organelle.
GCCAUAGUUGUCAACAGUCAGUUCAAGAUGGCUGCGCUGCCGAUGGUGAGGGUUGCGCUGCUCAUCGCGUUUUCGGUGUUUCUGACGCUCACCCUGGGCUUCGGCUUGCCGUCUGUGCUCAACCUCUUCGCGCGAUGCUGCGGCUUCCCGGAGGCGAGCGUCACCGAGAGCAUAGUGCUGCUGUACGCGCUGUUCGUGCUGUACGUGGCCAUGCCGCGUCUGCCCCGCGGGACAGUGAAGGUUGCAGGGAAAGCUGUGCUCGUUACCGGCUGUGACACUGGAUUUGGACUGGCUUUGGCCAAGCACUUUCACAAGCUUGGUUUCACGGUGUUUGCAGGUUGUCUGUUUAAGGACGGAGAAGGUGCAAAGGAGCUGGAGAGCCUUCAUUCAGAGAAGCUGAAGGUGGUGCAGCUGGACGUCUGCAGCGAGGAGCAGGUCUCUCAGGCGGUUCAGUUUGUGACCGCUAACCUGGACGAGCCAGAGAAAGGUCUGUGGGCUGUGGUCAACAAUGCUGGUAUCUCCACAUUCGGUGAGGUGGAGUUCACAACCAUGGACACAUAUAAGCAGGUUUCAGAGGUCAACCUGUGGGGCACCAUCAGAGUAACCAAAGCCUUCCUGCCUCUCAUCCGCAGGGCUAAAGGUCGUGUGGUGAACAUCGCCAGCAUGUACGGCAGAAUGGGAAACGCUCUCCGAUCCCCUUACUGUGUAUCCAAAUACGGAGUGGAGGCUUUUUCUGACUGUCUCAGGUAUGAAAUGAAGGUUUGGAGCGUCAAAGUUUCCGUCGUUGAGCCAGGAAACUUUAUCGUGGCCACGGGUAUCCUGACACGUGACAUAGUCACGACAACAGCAGAGAAGCUCUGGAAGGAGGCGCCCCCUGGUGUCCAGGAGGACUAUGGGAAAGCUCACUUUGAGCAGUACAUGGCUCUCAUGCGCUCCUACUGCAACAGCGGCCAGCGGGAGAUCGAGCCGGUUUUAGACGACGUCACAGAUGCAAUCACGUCCAAACGGCCAUACAAACGGUACAACCCCAUGGAGCCGCACUGGUGGAUCCGCAUGCAAAUAAUGACCCACCUUCCUGCGGCCAUCUCAGACAGACUCUACUUCUAAUGAGAUGCCAACUUCCAAUACGUUCGUCACCGGGUGAAUCAAUGAAUUAAUAUAUGCCAUAUUGAACAAUCAAAUUAGUAUACAAUCUUUAAAAUUAAAAAAAUUAAAAAAAAAUUAAAUAAAGAGAAUUAGCAUACAAUCUUAAAUUUGAAAAAAUAAAAAUAAAAUCACACAAAUCUCAAAGGAAUAUUCUAGGUAAAAUACAAGUAAAACUAUGUGUGAUACCACAGGAAAUAAGAUCAACAUAAGACAAGUCAACAUUAUUUUGUCCAAAAUAUUCCCUUAAAGGGAUAGUUCACCCAAAAAUGAAAAUUUGCUGUUC